Molecule: messenger RNA, 1967 nt
Organism: Lontra canadensis (Northern American river otter)
Lineage: Eukaryota; Metazoa; Chordata; Mammalia; Carnivora; Mustelidae
Gene: RMDN2
Product: regulator of microtubule dynamics 2
Exons: 11
Coding region: 254-1744 (496 amino acids)
Cellular component (GO): spindle microtubule; mitotic spindle pole; cytoplasm
Molecular function (GO): microtubule binding
Source: RefSeq, a predicted model, not a curated record
UAGAAUACGCAUUCCCCCAUCACAUGGAUUGCAGCUUUUCAGAAAGGCAAGCCACAGGACAGUUUUAUCUGAACCUGAUGUCAUGAGAUUCUAGAGUCUGCUGUCAUCACAUUCUGUGUUAUCACCAUGUUAAUUCCACACACAGGUUAAGUGUUCAGUCUUCUGACCUGUUCCACCUACACAGGGCAUUUUUAUGGCUUAAGGAUGAUGGCUUAGGAAGGAAGGGAGAGAUUUACUUUGGAUUAAAUUCAAUAUGGGAAAAUACUUAAGCCGCAGCAAACAGGACCAGAACUUGCGACCAAAUUAUCCUGCAAAUCAAGUUACUUCAGACCCCCUGCGGCAUGAAGCUUCUUCUUUAACUCAUCAAUCUCUUAAUCCUAAAAGAACUCGUCUGCCUGCAAUAUGUAAUGUCAAUUCACGUAGAGGAAGUAAAAAUUUAUCUUCUACUCACUCAUCUUUCUGUGGAAGAAGACAUUCUUUACUUGCUAAACUUCAGAAAAGCAGUAUUUUCCCUGACCAUCAACACAGUAGAGCUAACUUUGAUUCUCAAGAAAAACGAACCUUCCGUGAUUUAAAAUCUUCCUCAGACCGUCUUGGCCUUAGAUUCCAAAGUUUUUUCUCUGCCCCUAAACUCAGUAUAAUUUCCUGUUAUGAGAAUGCUAGUUUUUUUGAUCUUCAAUCAAGUGGUCAAAUCAUCUUUAAUACAGAUGAAAUUGAAAGAGUUUCUAAAAACUCAAGUAUUUCUGGUGCUGAAAAAUAUCUAAGCUCUUGUUCUCCUAAAUUUAACCUUACACAUUUUAUGAGUUUGGGAACAAGAGCUAAUCCUUCAGCCCAUCUACACACUGUUGGUGGAAACACUUGUCAACAUAGGACAUCAACCUUAGCUUCCCUUCCAGGUAUUAUUUCCUACACCUAUCAACAGAACGAAACUGCCACCGAUAUUGAAGAAAGAGGCCAAUCAAGGUAUAUUACAGCUAAUACUGACACAGAAGAACAGAGUUUUCCAGUCGCUAAGGCAUUUAACACACACAUAGAGGAGUUAAAUUUAGAUGUCCUUCUUCAGAAGGCUGAUAAUUUACGUAUGAAUGAACGUAGCAAGUUGGAGAGUUUCGAACUGCUUUGUGAUCACAAAGAAAAGUUUAGAGAUGAAAUAGAGUUUAUAUGGCGAUUAACUCGUGCUUAUGGAGACAUGUAUGAGCUAUCUACUAACGCAGAAGAAAAAAAACAUUAUGCUAAUAUCGGAAAGACAUUAGGGGAGAGAGCUAUCACUAGAGCACCCACGAAUGGACAUUGUCAUCUGUGGUAUGCGGUUCUGUGUGGCUAUGUAUCUGAGUUUGAGGGCUUACAAAACAAAAUCAACUAUGGACAUCGCUUCAAGGAACAUCUAGAUAAAGCAAUCCAAUUUUUACCUGAAGAACCCUUUUUGUAUUACCUCAAAGGAAGAUACUGUUAUACUGUCUCAAAACUGAGCUGGAUUGAGAAAAAGAUGGCCGCUACUCUGUUUGGAAAAAUACCAUCCUCAACUGUAGAAGAAGCUUUGCAAAAUUUCCUUAAGGUUGAAGAACUACACCCUGGUUUUUCUAAGUCCAAUUACUUGUUCUUGGCCAAGUGUUACAUCGAUCUUGAACAAACAGACAACGCUGUGAAGUUUUGUAAUUUGGCAGUGUUGCUUCCUUGUGUUACCCAAGAGGAUACAGAUGCACAGAGAGAAGUGAAAAAAAUAACCAGUUCCUUGAAGAGGUAAAUAAAAGAACUUACUCUUCAACAAAUCAGAUGUUGUCUACUAAAAUUUAAACUCAUCCAAGUUGCGUUUUUUUUAUUAUCCUUUUUUUUCUUUUUUGAUGUAAGGGUAUUGUGCUCAGAUCUGAAGGUAAAACCACAUUUCUGCAGAAUGCAUUCCAAUAGUCGCACUACAAAACUAAUCAUGUUAUUUGGAGAAAUCAAGUUCCCAUAAAUGUCAGUACAAA